AUGGCCUCGGAAGUUGCGCAUCCUGAAGCCAUAGUACCUAACGGAGACGCCCCCAUCACGAAUGGGUAAGUUGUUUUCCACAUGGAGCUGCCUGGCCGUGAAAAGCCUCGAACAUCGCUGCACCUUCUGUUAGACACGUCAACAAACAUGCUGACGAUUUCCAGUGAUCAAACACACAACGAAGAUGCAUUCGCCGAAAAUGCAAAUCUCCCCAAGAGCGACACUGCCCUUGACGUGAAUGUUGCAGCCGACCCUAAUCCAGGUGGACCCACGCCAGUUGAAGAUGUGGCGCCAGGUAUAACACCAGUCGCCAGCUUCAUACCCAAGGAAGCUCCAGUCUCACACCCCACGCCACCACCUGAUGAGCCGCUCAACACCUCCGAAGCUAAUGUCGAGACGGUGACAGCAGCAACAGAGGAUGCACCAAUGGAGGAUGUAUCUUCCAAGAUGGAGGCUGAGCCCGCUGAGCCUACAGCUUCCACGGCACAACCCACUUUGCCAUCGUCUGAAUCGAGCCUCGUACGCCCACGCGAAGACGACGACGAUGACGGCGAGGGUGAGCGUGCAGCGAAGCGAAGCAAGGUAGACAGCGACAUCGAGCAUGUUGCUACCACCGCAGACACAGAUCCAGCGGAUGUGGCACCAGUCGAUGUGACUCCAGCUGAGCAAACAGCAGCGUCCGCUCACGAGUCUGCUCCCUCUCAGACACAUGAUCAAGUCGUUGAGACACAGCUUCCGGUCGCUGCGCCCGAGUCGGCGAUUGUCAAGGACGAAGCCAGCAUUCCGGAGAAGCCCGUGGAGUCGGGCGCGAAGUCAGCAGAUAUGGACGUCAAGAUGGCCGAGCCCGAUGCAAAGCCAGUGGGGAAGCCUGCAGGAGCACAGCCUGAGUCUUCAGCACAGCCUGCAACACAGUCAGCAGCAGCUCUGCCGAAGCCAGCUUACAGCGAAAAGCCCCUCACUCAAACGCAGACCAAAUUCCUCGCAGAGAAGAUGAAGAACAUGAAGAAGACAAAGCACGCGGCGGCUUUUCUGGCUCCUGUUGAUCCUGUAGCGCUGAACAUUCCCCACUAUACGAACGUGAUCUCCAAUCCAAUGGAUCUGGGCACCAUGGAGGCCAAGCUGAAGUCGAGUAAAUACGCAUCGGUGCAGGCUUUCGUAGACGACUUCAACCUCAUCAUCAGCAACACGCGCACCUUCAAUGGUGACAACCAUGCGGUGACGCAAGCUGGACUGUCGAUGGAAGCGUACUUCAAGAAGAUGUUAGAGACUGUGCCCAGUGCAGACCAGCCAGUCGUGCAAAAGGCGCACGCGAAGAAGGCAUCCCCAAAGCCACACGGUCAGACGGCACGGCGUGAGUCCCGUUCUGCAACAGUACCAGCGCCGCAACCAGCGAGUGCCGCCGUAGGCAACAACAGCUCCAGCGAAGCGUUUGCACUCCAGGCAGAUGGUACUCCGCAGAUCCGCCGUGAAUCCACGACCAAUAGGCCAGCGCGUGCCAUCAAGCCUCCACCGGCUCGCGAGCUCUCGUACGCCAAACCAAAGCGCAAGGAGCAUCAACUUGAGCUGAAGUUUUGCGAGCACGUUUUGGACGAGGUGAAGAAUCCGAAGCAUGCCAAACAAAAUUACUUGUUCCUGCACCCCGUUGAUCCCGUCGCUCUGAACAUCCCACACUAUCGGCAAAUCGUGAAGCAACCCAUGGACCUGUCGACCAUGACGCAGAAGCUCAAGCAGGGUCAAUAUGGUAAGGCAGCCGAGUUCAAGAAGGACUUCGAACUCAUGAUCGCGAAUUGUCUGGCCUUCAAUCCUCCCGGCAAUGUCGUGCGAGACCUUGGUAUCGAGUUCCAGCGCAUCUUCGAGGCUCUUUGGAAGCAGAAGGAUCGUUGGGAGCAAGCUCGCAAGAAUGAGGGGCCACGCGGGAAUUCUGCUUCCGCUGAUGAGGAUAGUGAGGAAGAAGACGAGGACGAUGAGCAAGGCACCGAUGUCAAUGACCCAAAUGCGGCAGCCAAGACGAUUGCCGAUCUUCAGAAGCAGCUUGCGGAUAUGCAGAGCAGCCUUGCUGCACUGGGUCAAGGCCAGCCUCCGGCCGCAAAGAACAACAAGAAGGCCAAGACGACUGCGAAGGCAAGCGGGCGUAAGGCUGGUGGCGGCGCGGCAGCGACCAAAUCCAAGGCUCCAGCACCCAAGGCCAAGGCACCACCGAAGAAGGUGAAGCAGGUGACGUACGAGGAGAAGCAGGAGAUCUCCGAGGCGGUCGGCAACAUGAACGAGGAGCAGGUUGCGAAGCUGACCAAGAUCAUCACCGAAAACUGCUCCAAGUACGCCGACCAAGAAGAGAUGGAGCUCGAGAUUGACGACUUGCCGAAUGAUGUUCAGGCCAUGCUCUUGAAGUACGUUCGCAGCAUCUUCGGGAACCCAAACCGGGGACGUGCUGCCUCUCCGGAUGAUGGAGCAGCACUGGACGACGAUGACUUUGAGCCAGGUGGACGCAGCGGCUACGGGACAGGCGCCGCCAACAAGCGCAAGAAGCAUAAGCCGAUGGGUAAGGAAGAGCAGCAGGAGAGGAUCAACACUCUGCAGAAGCAGCUCUCGCAGUUCGCGGGCGGUGCUGGUGGUGCUGGCGCGAGCCAGGGAGGAUCUCAGGCCGGCGGUGACUCGAGCGGUGAUGACAGCGAGGAGUCGGAAGAGGAGUAA
Molecule: messenger RNA, 2691 nt
Organism: Lecanosticta acicola
Lineage: Eukaryota; Fungi; Ascomycota; Dothideomycetes; Mycosphaerellales; Mycosphaerellaceae
Source: the annotation of a GenBank genome assembly